Messenger RNA from Juglans microcarpa x Juglans regia, 3161 nucleotides. Its product is annotated as WPP domain-associated protein. Lineage: Eukaryota; Viridiplantae; Streptophyta; Magnoliopsida; Fagales; Juglandaceae. The record is from RefSeq and is a predicted model, not a curated record. The coding region runs from base 83 to 2992 and encodes 969 amino acids. The transcript is spliced from 5 exons.
UUAUGCUCUGCUCAUUCCAAAGAUGACUAUUAAAGUUAUUAGUGUGUAGAUAUUAUUUAAUUCCUUUGUUUCUUGGUUAAAAAUGGAUGAGUUCUUUGCUGGUGGGAUGGAUGGCAGGUUUAGAGUUUCUAUAACCGAUUCGACCAUGAUGUCGAUUGUGCAUCAUUCAAUGGAUAAAGCACACGAGAAAGUAAAAUCAAAAGAAGGGAUUGUCGAGCGCUUGAAUGAGAUGUCAAAGUUCUAUGAAUUGGCGGUAAUGCAGUUAGAGGGGUGUCUGAUGUUUGUACAAGAAGAGACAUACGGCUGCAUACUUGAAAGCAAUUACGAGGAAUUACUUGCAGACCUAAAAGAGAUAAGAGACCACCUUCAAGGACGUCUAAAGGAAUCUCAGCUAGCUAUAUCCGAUAAGGACAGAGAGUUAACGGAAAGAGCAGGAAAUGAAAUGAAGCUUAGGCAAGCAUUGGAGCUAAAAGAAAGAGAGUUGGUUUCAUUGCGUGCUAACCUUGAGAUCGAAAGAACAAAGACUGAAGGCAUUGAGGAGUUUGUUCUAGGCAACCGGAUAGAUAGAGAUGGAGAGAGACAUAGAGAUAGAGAUGGUGAAUUUUGUGAGCUGAAGAACUCUGUGCAUCAACAGGUAUGGAAUAUCAAACAAAAACUAGGCCCUGAUAAUAGUCUAAUUGAGGAGGAAAGAAAUAGAGGUUUUGACAAUGAAAAGAUUGAACAAAUGGGCUUGGACAUAGAUAUGCUGAAGGAAACGUUAGAUCUUGCUUUUGGAAAGAUGCAAAAAGCCAUAUUUUUGUCUCACAUGGGGCCAAUAGAGCAGCAGUGGAGGUGGUCUAUAGAGAACGAUACCAUCUCUAUUUUGAUCAGAGGAUUAGUGACGAAUCUCGAAGAGAGUUUUGAAGCAAAAGUAACGACGAAGCAAGAGAUGCAAGUUCGUGUAUGCUUGAGUGAGCAUUGGUCAGAUUUGAUGAAUGAAGUUGCAAGUUUGCGUCAAGAACUCGAGCCCUUUUGCAGAGAAAAUGAUAUGCAGGCGAAUGGAAGAGCUUACUGGAAGGAACAACAAGUGGGUAGAAGGCAAUAUGUGGCUAAGAUGAUAAAAAGUCAUGAAUCUAUUAUUCGGAGGCAAAGUGAAGAUCUGAAUAGGCUGAAGCGAGAAAUUCUUCGAGAAAAAGGAUGUUUAUCCCUCAGGGAAGAAAAGGACCCUCUAAAUCUUAGAAGAAGGAUCCAAGAAAUUGUUGUGAGACUGAACAAUUUCAUGGAAUGGGAUGCUAAGAUGGGAAAAAAAUUUGGUGAUCAUACAUCCAUACAUGGAAAUGAAAGUUUUAUCGAGAAAAGGGUAUCACAAUUUGAUGAGAGCAUCAAUACUUUGGCAGAUGGCUGGGAGAAGAUUAAUAAAGUUUCAUUUAAUUCUCAUGCAGUACUAAAUGAAGAGCAACAAAAUGAGAUAAGGAUGCUAAGACAAGAAAAAGAAGACUUAAAUCUGAAGGCAAUGAUAUUAGAGGAGAUAUAUUUUACCCUUCUGAGAGGACUAAGGAAAGAAUUUUACAUUCAGUUAGACUAUUAUGAUUUAGAGUGCCUGAUACAUGAGGGUAUAUGUAAAUAUUUGUUCAGGGAAAAGGUAGGACAGUGGAAUGAGAGCUUUGAGAGCAGCAAUAUUGAAGCCCAGAUCAGAGAGGAGAUAUAUUUCCUUGCCUUCAGCGAGGCAUUGAAGGAUUAUAAGAUUGUGGAAGACUCCAGGUAUACUGACGAGUUAGGCAGUGUAGAGGGCUCUGUAAGAGAGGGCAUAUGGACAGCUUUCUUGCGGCAAGUUUUUAAAGAAUGGAACGAAAGCACAGAAGGUCAGAACACUGCAAGCUUGAUUAGAGAAGAGAUAUAUAGAAUUGUCUUUGGUGAGAGCUUCAAAAGUAUUGCCUGCAGCGCCAGUAGUCCUACAUUAAGUCAACUUCAAGAGGUCAAACUUCCUGAGGAUUUCCUCCCAAUCACCAGUGAGAUGGUGAAGGAAUUCAAGACGGACAUAGAUUCUUAUAAUCAUGUAGAGAGUCUGAUUAGGGAAGAUAUCUUUCAUUUUGUGAUUGUCGAGGCAGUGAGAGAUGCCUCCAUCUUGCAUAGAGAAUUAGGCGAGUCUAGAAUUCAAGGCAAUAUGUUGGGAGAUCUGCACUCUUCUAAGGAGUUAAAUAAUGGUAUAAACGCUAGUGUUGAGAAUAAAUUAGUUCGGAAACUAGAUUCUCUAUCACAAUGUUUUCAGGUGGAGGGUUUAAAGCCAAGUGCAGGUACUGACUUAAAGGAACGAACUGCACACCUUGACCUUGUGAGCUUGAAAUAUGAAGAGAUGGAUGAGAAAAAUAUAUUUGAAAAGCUGUUAAUUGAAGACGAACACACUUUAAGCUCAGGAAGUAGCAAGCUAGAGAAGUCCUCGCAACAGUUGGUCACAAGCAAGGCACUGUUCGGUGAGUUGGACACUAGUUUAGGCACAAGUAUCGCUGGUGAUCUAGAAUGCGUUCAUGAUGAGAUGACUCCUAUAUUAGAUGUUUCACAAGUUGGAAAGGCCUCCUUCCAUACACCCAAUGAUUAUAAAGCGGGACAAUCAACUGAAGCGGAUUCUGUCUUCUCGCCGGCUCUCUUGGGAUUUCAGCAAGCACUCGCAGAUUUUGAGCAUAUAGUGCUCGAAAAAUUAGGAAUGAACAUUUUGAGGUUGACAGAGGUGAAGCACAAUUUAGACCCGCUCGUUGAGCUUGUUGCCUCUCUGAGAAACAAGGAAUUGCUUUACAGGAAGGCCUUUGUUAGGAGAUGUUACAACCUGCAGAAGGCUGAACUUGAGGUAGAUUUGCUAGGUGAUCAAGUGGAUGUGCUUCUAGGUCUGCUUGAGAAGAUAUACACAAGACUGCAUCAGUAUUCACCAGCUCUGCAGCAGUACUUUGAGGUCUCAGACAUUUUGAAUUUGAUUAAUAAAGAACUAACUGGAGGAGUUGUUCGUAUACCCAAUAAAUAAUUAGAUUAUGUCAUGAGAGAAGAAGUUUGCAUGAGUUACAAAUGAACUUGGGGCAGGCGCACUGCAUGGACUUUGACGCACGACAGCAUAGCCGGUGUUAUUCUUUGUGCAUUGGCAGUUCAGAUAGAUUCCACAAUACUAAUUUUUGUUGUAUGAUUUUCCAAAUAGU